CCAAGGAGGGAAAGGUGUGAUCAUGCAAGCCCGUCUUGCCUGUCAAAAGGAAAGGGUGGUCUAGUAUCGACAUGGAUUGUACCUUUCAUAAAAGAGGCUGGUGGUGUUUCCAAAACAAACAACCGAGCCACAUCAUCACGUCACAAAACAACCAUUGUCUCGCUAGCUUGCUUUUUCCCCUGUCUGCUUUUCUCGGUUAUGUCGUGCGCUCGCGAGACAAUAAGAAGGGGAAAGAAAAUUGCCAUGUUGAGAAAGACCAUGUCUCUCAGAAUGGACCAGUGGCGUAGGAUUUAUUUUUCUUUUCCCUCCAGCUCCAGCUUACUGACGGACGGUAUAAGCGACAGGAAUCUGCAGGUUGGAACAAAAAAGGGAAACGAAUUUCCAAGCCGCAGUCACACUGUAACAUGGAAAAGGAGCCGCUGCAUUUCAAAUCUCCGCACCGUCAAAGAAGCACUGUACCAAGUCCGGGCGUCAGCCCGGCAAGUUAAGAUUUGGGUAGCUACCAUGGUCUGUCCUUUUUUUCUCCCCGUUUUUCCUGGGUCCAAAUACAGUACUGUAGUAUUAAUAUUUUUUUUUUGUUGA
This is a messenger RNA of Pyricularia grisea, 582 nucleotides long. RefSeq lists its product as uncharacterized. The record is from RefSeq and is a predicted model, not a curated record. The transcript has a single exon. The annotation marks the transcript as partial. Lineage: Eukaryota; Fungi; Ascomycota; Sordariomycetes; Magnaporthales; Pyriculariaceae.